AUGUAAGCUAUUUAGGAAGAUCAUUCCAAUUUAAGAACAUUAUUAGAAUUUCAAUAUUCAGAUUUAUAUCACAAGGCUAUGACAUUCAAAAAUUACCAUAUAGAGUAUACAGCUAGAAAUAAAGAUAAUCCAUUAAAAUAUGGUAACAAUGAAAAUUUCAUAGAAUUGGGUAUGGAUCUAAUUGAAUUUUAUUUUAUUGAAUUCUUUACAUAUCAAAAGUAACAUUAAUUCUAAAUUUAUUAGUUUGCCCAAUAAAGAUCAUAAGACAUUUUCAACAUACACUGAAAUUAAAAAAUAAAAAUAAGUAUUGUUAUCUGAUCAGAAUUUGGCUGAAGUUACUAUUCAAUUAGGAUUGAAAGAUGAAAUGCAUCUUGCAAUCAAUUCUUCAAAAGAAUUAAAGUAAGUUUAAUAUCUUAUUGAUUUUAGAAACAACCCAAAAAUAUAAGCCUAAGCCCUUAAAGCAGUUAUUGGAGCAUAAUAUUUUGAUAAAUAAAAAGAUCUAAAUCUUUUAAGAAAACUAUUAAAGGUUCUCUAUCAAUAUUUAAUUAAAAAGUCACUUGUAUACUCACAGUUUAUUCAUAGGAUGAAUCUAUGUCUUUUGUUAAGCUUGAAAAUUUUAAAGGGGAUUUUAAAGAGUUUAUGGAUAAACAUCCUGAAUAUUCAUAUAAAUUAAAUUAUUAAGAAUUUAGAGAUACAUUAGAUGCCAAUAAAAAAAAAUAUGAAUAUGAACUUGUGAUUAAUGAUGUUAUACCUAUUAAAAGAAGCGGGGAUUAAAAAAAGCCUGUUGAAAGAAAGGUUUUUUAAGAUUCCAUGUUACUUUUAAAGAUGGAUUAAUUUAAAUAAUUAUUAGAUGAUAGCAUCAAAAGUUAAUUAAGUUAAUCAUUUACUGGUGUCUCUAUGGCGUUUUAAAAAAGUUCCAUAAUAGAAUCAAAUAUUUAGAGUGAAAUACAUAAUAAAUUAUAUUUUAUAGAACGAUUAGGGCAAUUAGAAUAAAAUUUAAAAAGUCAAAAUGUUGAAAAACCAUAAAAUAGAAUGGAUUUGGCAAAGUUAUGA
Molecule: messenger RNA, 1053 nt
Organism: Paramecium sonneborni
Lineage: Eukaryota; Ciliophora; Oligohymenophorea; Peniculida; Parameciidae
Source: the annotation of a GenBank genome assembly